Molecule: messenger RNA, 1113 nt
Organism: Thlaspi arvense
Lineage: Eukaryota; Viridiplantae; Streptophyta; Magnoliopsida; Brassicales; Brassicaceae
Source: the annotation of a GenBank genome assembly
AUGUUUGGUUUUCUGUUGGGAUGGCGAAAGGCCUCCAAGUGUAAUAUAGCAGUGAAGCAGCUUCAGUGUCGUCUAAAGCUGCUCAAGAACAAGAAAUAUGCCAUUUCCUCACAUUUGCGCCAUGACGUAGCCCAGUUGCUCCGCAUUGGUGAACGAAACCGUGCUCUUCGUCGGGCUCACCAUCUCUUCCUUGAUGAGUACCUGAUGUCCCUCUACCACUUGCUGCUUCACUUCUCCGACUUCAUCCUCCUCCACAAAGAACUUUCUGAUGGCAUCGACGAAGCGGUUUCAACACUUGUCUUCGCCUCUGCGAGGUGUGGAGACCUGCCUGAGCUACGCACCUUGAGGCUUCUUUUUGGGGAGCGUUACGGGCAACCCUUUGUGGCUACCGCUCUCCAUCUUCUCCCUGGCAAUCGUGUCAACCCUCAGGCUAUAGAGAAACUCUCCAUAAAAUCAGUACCGGAUGAUGCCAAGUCCAAAUUGUUGGCUGAGAUAACAGAGGAGUUCGGCCUCCGUCUACAAGUUUUGGAACUCGAAUACACUCCUGGAUUUGACAAACAGGUAAUAGACAGCAGGGAGCCAGAAGAAGAGAGGGAAGUUAUGGGUUUCGAUGUAACCUCUGCACCGCCGUGUCCAUCGCAAGAUGCUCAUAGCGAAGCAGAAUUGUAUAAGUUCACUCUUAGGGAUGUGGGUGUGAAGGAAAAACAAGAAGAGAGUCGUAGUAAAGCAUCCACGGAUCAAAGAAAAGCAUUUGAUGAGGAUGAUUGCAUAGGGGAGGAAGUGGUCGAAAAAGAUCAGAGAGUAUUCAGAUUCAGAGAGACUAAAGACGAGAGAAAGAGGUCAAGGAGGAGAUCAAGAUCAGCAUCAAGCAGUCCAAUCGCCGAAGACGUGGAAUGUUGGAAGUACUGCUACAAGGGAAGGAGAAGGCGUCAAAAGGAAGAUCAGUGUUACCAUAUAGUUUACAACGUGUUUUCAAUGUGGCCGGAUCAAAACGAAAAAGGAGAAGUAGAAAGAGGUCUCAAGGAAGCUAAGCAUGUUCAUCCUAAGCUUCCCUACUACGAUCAGAUUGCUGCUCACUUUACCGCCCUUAGGAACAACAACGUCAAAUCUUAA